This is a messenger RNA of Oreochromis niloticus (Nile tilapia), 1284 nucleotides long. RefSeq lists its product as uncharacterized. The record is from RefSeq and is a predicted model, not a curated record. The coding region runs from base 110 to 547 and encodes 145 amino acids. Lineage: Eukaryota; Metazoa; Chordata; Actinopteri; Cichliformes; Cichlidae. The transcript has 2 exons.
CCUCUUUGCGGACGCUUGUUGUUACCGGAGGCGGACAGGUCUGCAGCUGCAGGUGUUUAGUGUUACUUCAGAUCAGCUGAGGAUGAAGAAUCGGUUAUGGUGAGUGAAUAUGGAGCUCGUUUUUACGCGGUUCGACUCGUUUGACUUUGAGGCGGAUCAGCGGUUUGUGGACGGUCUGAAGUCCGUAAACAGAACCGAAACCGACCUGCUGGACCUGAAACUGUUCUUCUACAACAGGUUUGUCGAGCCCAUUGACCGAACCGGCUACAAACAGUGGAGCUCUUCUUCCUGUGUGAGAGGCUGCCCUGAUGAGGAGCUGGACCGGACGGCGUCUUCACAUUCAGACUCUGAACUCACAGCAGAAACUUCUGAACCCACAGAGACAAAGCAGCUCUCCUUUGCAGAGGUGAUGCGACUGGUUCAGGAGGGAAAGGAGGUUCCCGGAGUGACAAAAGUGGACAUACAGCCAAGCAACCAGAAUCCUACUCCCUCUCGAAUGGAGCGGAUGCUGAAACCCUGGGAAACCGCAUCAUCGUCCCCAGAGUGACCUUUGACUCUUUACAGCACUGUGUAGAUAAAACUCAGUGCUCAUAAUAAAAAGUAUGAAAGGCUGCAGUGCAAACGGCAUGCUGUUGUUACAACUGCUGCAGAGCAACAGUCAUGUCCCCACAGCAGUCCAACAUAAACAUACGUACAGCGUGUCAUAUAAAACAGAUCUACAUGUCCUACACCGUCACGAGAACAACAGAUGGAGUAAAUGACAUCUGUGUCUGUUGGUGUUUUCUUUGGAGAAGCUAAACUUUGAUUUAAUGGAAGUAACUAGAAAUCUGUGGUCUGAGGUGUCAGAAUGAUAGCCUGUGGCUCUGAGAGGAGCCAAAUUUCAUAUACAGCUGUCAUCAAAAGUUUACUUUGUAGCUUUUAAUGAUAUAUUUGAACUGUCCUUUUUCUCAGAGUUGAAUGAUUGUACAACAAGCAUCUUUAAUUACUUUAAAAGGACUGGGUGCACACGUAACUGCAGCAGCUGUAGUUAAAAUACUCUUGCAUCACACCUUGACAGUUUUCUAGUUUUCUCCUAUUUUUAAGAUUAAGACUACCAAACCAGCAAAUCAUCAAAAGUGAGAAGUAGCACAGAUCAAGUAAAUAUUUUCCAUUUGCACACCGUAAUCUUUAAAGGUUUUAAAUGAUCAAUUACAGGCUAAUGUGAUAGUUUGCUUCUAAUGAUGCUGCUUCCUUGCUUCUCUCUAUAAAAACCUUUUAAAAUUUAGCUAAACAAAAAUAAUAAAA